AUGGAGUACAAUGAAGACGAUCCAAGCAUCAAACCUCAACUACUCACUACAAUUACAAUUUACAAUUACGACUACCUCGACGUGAACGACGAUGAGGAAGAACUGGGCGAUGCAUUCAUCGACAAAAACGACGCCAGCUAUAACCCUAGAGGGUAUUCUCACAAGUUUCAACAAAGCCAACACGCUUUUGAGAGAUACCCAAAGAGGCAAAGGCUCAAAAACCAAGUUUACAAGUUUGAAUUUGCUCCGAGAAACCUCAGAUUAUUUUCAUAUGAAGAUGGGGACAGGGAUGAGAAUACUGCGUUUGAAUGGAGCGAGCAUGAGAAAUUUGUUCUUUUGGAGGAGACUUCCAAAAUUGACAGGAAUGAAGCUCAGUGUAGGCAAAUGAUGGAUGUUUUGAAGAUGAAGUAUAAAAAAGAGAAGGCUAGAGAAUCUGGAACUGUUGGUGGGUUUACUAUAGCUUGUGGGGUAGAUUCGGGGGAGUAUAUUUUUAUGGACACGAGCGUUUUUUUGGAUCGCUCCAAUAUGAAUGAUGAGAUGAGGGACAGUCCAUGUGAGUCGGAGGAAGAGGGGGAGGAAGAGGAGGAGGGAGGGAGUGGUGGCAAUGAGGGGGUGAAGGGGUUGAGGGUGUUGGCUGAAUCGGUGCAGAAGUUUGGGGAGAUAUAUGGGAAGAUUGAGAGUAGUAAGAGGGAAGAAGAUGGUGAGGAGGACGAAUACAAUUUCGACGAUGAGGAUGAUGAGCAGGAGGACGACUAUGAUGAUUCUGGAGGGAAUGUCUGCAAAUGA
Messenger RNA from Dovyalis caffra, 786 nucleotides. Lineage: Eukaryota; Viridiplantae; Streptophyta; Magnoliopsida; Malpighiales; Salicaceae. The record is from the annotation of a GenBank genome assembly.